CCUCAGGCUCAGUGCAGUGAUUGCGAAGUCGACUGACAAGCACUGGAGUGUGUGACUGUGAGAGAAAGAAACACUGCUCGCGCAAACGCGUCCAAGCGCGAUCCUGGAAGCAUGGAGACGAAGAAGGAGUUCACGACCAUGGAGAACGGAUGGAGGCGCGAGGUGGUCUAUCGCAAGUCGGGUGCUACUGCGGGUCGUGCUGAUGUUUACUACCACAGCCCGUGCGGGAAGCGCUUCCGCUCGCGUCUGCAGGUGCGCGAGUUCCUCGGCGAGGCGUUCAACCCGGCCGAGUUUGACUUCCAUGCCACGCACGCGGCGGGCUACGUACCGCCAGCACGCACCAGCAGUAGCAGCGGCGGCGGUGGCGGAGCGGGGAAACCCCACCGCGCCAGCGCUCAGAGUCGGGCGCCGCGCCACAACGACUCGCGGCUGGCGCGCGCCGUGAAGAACCUUCAACAUCAGCGGCCCAUCAGCAGGCAACCGCAGCUGGAGCGCAACUACUGCGGCCUGGUCCGGCAGCCGGUCACCUGCCUGCUGCCCCAGUCGCACGACAUGGUACUGGCCAAGUGCGCGCCCGCAUCGACCGCGCAGAAGACCACGUUGCAUCUGCGCGACUCGCAGUGGAUGCACGAGCAGCGUCUGCACCACCUGCACCCCGUAGAUGGCCUCACCGGCGAGGCCGUACCGGUUGAGCAGCUCGCCUUUCACAACCGACCCAUGCCGCAGCUGCGCGCGCUAGCACCCAACGGCAUGCCCGUAUCGGGAGUCAAGACGAGCCCGGCCGCUGCCGUCAAAUCGCCGUCGACUACAAGCGCCGGCGCUGGAUCAACGGCAAUGAACUCACCCGCCGGUCGGCAACACGUGGCGGCAGGAGUGGUAAAAAGAGAGCCGAAUGUAACUUCGCCCGCCGCCAAACCCGUCGUCAUUAAGUCGCAGACUGCGACGCCACCUCUGCAUUCGCUCACGCCGCUCGUCAAGGCCGUGGCAGGAGCGUCACCGUUGCUAUCGUCCGCAAGUCCCAAGCAAGGCGUGCCCGUAGCGUGUCGGACGAAUGGACCGCAGGCCACUAUCUCGUCAGCUGCCGCAGCGGCAGCAGCAGCUCUCGCAAACUUCACCGGGGCUCAUGCGGACGCGAACGCAUGGGCGGGCGCAAGAAUAGGAGCGGCACCGGCAUCGAACAGUCGGCAAAUGGUCGCAAGUGUUGCCACGGCGCACGGCAAACUAAUACUUAACUCUACUAUCACUGAGCAUGCGCUGCAGCACAUACAUUACAUUCCACAGCAGCAGCAGCAGCUGCAGCAAGAAGAGCAGCAGCUACAGCAGCAGUUACCCCAGCAGCUACAGCAGCCGCCGCUGCCACCAGCAGCUCACUUUCAGCUAAUCUCUACCCAUGCUCAAACCCCCACUCUGCUCCUUCUGCCUACGGCGAGCUUGCCCCGGACGGACGCGAGCACAAGUCGUAGCGCGGACGCGAGCACAAGUCGUAGCGCGGACACUGCAUCGAUAUCCGAUAUGGACAUACACAUACAGGAGGAGCGCGUACGGCAGCUUAAAGAAAAGCUCUUACUAGCGGCGGGCAAAUAGCAUACGCCCAGCCGGCCAUCAGUUCUUUAUCAUAGAGGAUCAAGUCUCAGCCGUAGUAGCCCUGUCAGUUGCUAACUCCGUAGCGUGCAGAAUUCCGUCGGCCGGGCGCUACGCAGAGUGGAUCUUUGCCGCGCCGGUGGUACACUCUGCCAAUCCUGUUUGCCGGGCCGUUGGGCUAGAAUUCCACACUUGCCCCAUAGUGUGCUCGGCUGUUGAUCCUGCAUUCGUCUGUGUCUAGAAUCGUAUCCGCAUCACACUUUGCAGCGCACGCCGAGGUUGAAAUAGGGCCGCUGUGCCGUGCGCUGGGAAGAGAAGAGCUCUGCUGGUUUGGGUCCAACGCCAGCAGGAUUUGAUUGUGACCGAGGCACACGCGCCAGGGCGUAACACAUGCCGCCACGCGUACGGGAUCGUGUCCGCCGGGCAUCUUCACGGUGUUGUUUGACCAAUACUGCCCCCCGGUCAGUCCGCCGGGUGUUGGCCGUUAAGUUACCGUCUGAAAGCUCGCUCGCGCUUCUCCUCGUGUGUGCUGUGGAGCCCGCCUUGCCGCUGCUAUUACGGUCCGUUGUCAUCCGUCUUGCGGCGUAGCAAACGCGCACUUGAGAUGUAUCGCCGCUUCACGUCAACUAUGCCUGCUUCCGCUUACCGCCGCUAGCGUUUGCCACCGCCGCUGCGUCUGGAUUUCACAUAUGGAUAUAUUGGUGACUACCUGCUCACGUGAUGCGUGUGUGUGAUUGUUUUUGUUGACGCAUUGCUGCCGCUGUAUUCCGCUUUCUCCCCUUAGUUCUUUUCCUCCUGUCUCCGUCGUCGCCGCUCGUCGUUCAUCUUUGACAAAGCGUGCUGUGCCAGAGGCCUCUGCCUCCCGGACCAUCAGCCCUUGUCCCAGCUUUAAGGAAUGUCUGCACUCUGAGGACAAACCCUAGUUCGUCGUGCUACAUCCCGCGCUCUGCUCUGUUCUCCUGCCAUGCUCUUUCUUGUACUAUUUACUUGUGUGCGCCGAGUUCUUCCUUGACCUGCGCUUCUAGAUCUAUUGUUUUAUCUCCUUUCACGCGCUUGUUUUUUUGGUUUGCUGGCUACUUUUCUAUCAGUGGUGUACCUCGUGCUUGUUGAUGGAUGCCCACCCUUGUGUGUGUGUGUGUGUGUGUGCGCGCGCGUGCGUGCGUGUGUGUGUGGCCGUGUAUGCCUGCGUGUGUUUUUUUCUUCUAGUACCAACUUUAUAGGCACCGACUUUCUGGAACUCUCCAACCCCUCUCCCCAUGUUGUCUCUCAUUCAUGUCUUGCCGUUGAGGUUGCAUUCUAUCAUCUCUUUAUGAGUUCAAAGCCGUAUUUGUGUGUAUUCCGAGAGUACUAUUGACAUCUGGUCCCCCAGCCUUCCACUGCCUGACCGCUGCUCACUUUCAUGUAUGGUUUAUCAGCUGUCUGAGCUUGUAUUGUACCGCGUAACCGGUGUGCGAUAUUCUUACUUCGAAGUAUUUGGCAAAAUAUUUUCCGUGCAGUAUCAGAAGCAGCGUGUGUGCACCAUUUACUGCUCCCUCUCUCUCUCUCUCUCUCUCUCUCUCUCUCUCUCUCUCUCUCUCUCUCUCUCUUUCUCUCUCUCUCCCUCUCUCUCUCUCUCUCUCUCUCUCUCUCUCUCCUGAGAACCGCUCCGCUAGGCCGCUGCGCAAGCCACUUCCUUAUACGUACGAUCACUGCUCUCUCCUUUCGCAGUAGGGCUAGGUGUAGGCUGCCUUUCAUAAGGAUCCCGUUGCGCACUGCUUCCUUAUACGGAUUGCCGCUGCUCUAUCCUUUCUUGAAAUGGCUGGUUGUGGUUUGACGUUUACCAUUGGCUUGCAAGUCCUGUAGACUAUUGGUCUCCAGUGCACAGCAUUUCCGGCGAAGUUAUGCAGUCGGUGACUUGGUCGUGUUACUGAACUCAUGCUA
Molecule: messenger RNA, 3501 nt
Organism: Sycon ciliatum
Lineage: Eukaryota; Metazoa; Porifera; Calcarea; Leucosolenida; Sycettidae
Product: AF4/FMR2 family member lilli-like
Exons: 5
Coding region: 112-1584 (490 amino acids)
Molecular function (GO): DNA binding
Source: RefSeq, a predicted model, not a curated record